Molecule: messenger RNA, 740 nt
Organism: Vitis riparia (riverbank grape)
Lineage: Eukaryota; Viridiplantae; Streptophyta; Magnoliopsida; Vitales; Vitaceae
Product: 60S ribosomal protein L22-2-like
Exons: 2
Coding region: 124-498 (124 amino acids)
Biological process (GO): cytoplasmic translation
Cellular component (GO): ribosome
Molecular function (GO): structural constituent of ribosome; RNA binding
Source: RefSeq, a predicted model, not a curated record
CGCCCCUAUCUUCAGCCGCUUCGUUUUUCUCCAUAUUAUCACUCGCGGCACCAACCGAACCCUCUCUCUAUCCCUCUUCAUUUUCGUUGUUGAUUCUGUGAUUCGCAGAGCAGAGGCACAAGAAUGAGUCGCGGCACAGCAUCUGGGCUGAAGGGCAAGAAGAAGAGUGCGACGUUCACGAUCGACUGCUCCAAACCAGUGGAGGAUAAGAUCAUGGACGUCGCAUCACUAGAAAAGUUCCUCCAGGAGCGAAUCAAGGUCGGCGGCAAGGCCGGCGCUCUCGGUGACUCCGUCAUCGUCACCCGCGAGAAGAGCAAGAUCACCGUUACCUCCGAUAGCAACCUCUCUAAACGGUACCUCAAGUAUCUGACUAAGAAGUACUUGAAGAAGCACAACGUGAGGGAUUGGCUUCGGGUGAUUGCCUCCAACAAAGACCGCAAUGUUUAUGAAUUGCGCUACUUCAACAUUGCUGAGAAUGAAGGGGAAGAGGAAGAAUGAAGAUCUGGCCCCCAUGUUAGUUUAGUUUAUCCAGAGCUCCCUUUAUGUUUUUCAGCUCCCUCCUCUGCCCAUUCAUCAUAGAUGGUUUUGUGACAACACUUGAGCUGUUUUCCCGAAAUUUUGUUUGCUGAUGAUUGGAUUUAUCUGGGUUUCACAAAAUUAAAUCAUAUUUGGUUGAACUAAUAGCAAUAGAAUUUUCUUUCUAGUGGAAAAUUAAUGAAUAUUGUUGAGCUUUACUGGCA